Hyposmocoma kahamanoa is the source of this 2993-nucleotide messenger RNA. It is a transcript of the gene Incenp, whose product is annotated as nucleolar and coiled-body phosphoprotein 1-like. NCBI's taxonomy places the organism in Eukaryota, Metazoa, Arthropoda, Insecta, Lepidoptera, Cosmopterigidae. The record is from RefSeq and is a predicted model, not a curated record. Bases 1 to 2109 code for a protein of 702 amino acids. The transcript is spliced from 15 exons.
AUGUCAAUUUUCAAUGAAUUGCUGCCUAAACUCUUUGAGAUAUCAAAAAGUUCUGAGAAAAGUAUCAAUGAUGAGCUGCAGGCUGCAUUAAAAUACCUUGAUAAAUUGGCGGAUGCCUAUGAAAAUGGCAGAGGAAACAUCCGGGAAAAGACGUUUCGAAAUAAAACUCGUAUAACGGCAUUGCAAAGCAUCAAUGAAGAUGAUGGAGAAACCCGAAAAACCCCAGAAAACAAAGACAAUGAAGUUGUCAGCACAUCAGAGAACCAACCACGAAGGGUGUCCAAUAAACGUAGCAAGGACGAGGUAGAGGGGAUGUCCAGCCCUGAGGUGGACAAGCGGCAGAAGAGAAACGCUUCAGUAAAAGCACAAAGCAAUAUUAGCAAACAGGUGAACGUGAAUUUAGUGCAAAAACUACGUCGCGAAGAGGUUUCUGAGAAAUCCCGCGGACGGCGGCGAAAAGAUGACGACAAAGAGAAUUCUGAACCAAUUCCUGCUAUACAGAUUAAACAAGAGAAGAUUUCCAUCCUCGAGCCUAUGGAGUCGGAGUGUCUCCCCACGGACGUGCCCGUGAAGCAGGAGCCCGCGGCCGACCAGGCGGUGAUGCCGCCGCCGGUCGCGCCCGUGCCGAAGACUCGCAAGGCCGCGCCCCCGAAGGCGUCGUCGGAAAGUAGCGAGGAGGAGACGGGGUCUUCGCGGCGCCGCACCGCCCGCCGGAAGCCCGCCGACGUCGACGCCGACGCCAUGCCGCCGCCCAAGCCGGGUACGCGUCUCCUUGGGCAAUCACCACACGUAUCGGAAGUGGCGAGUGCGCGGUCCACCCGCGCGAGCUCGCGCGCCAAGCUGGCCGACGAGAAGGCCGACGACGAGGCGCCGCGGACCAGGAAGACCCGGGCCCGGAAGAAAGUAUCGGAAUCUUCCAGUGUCGAAAAUGAGAAACCUCCAGAAGAAAGUGCCUUAGCCUCUCCUGUUGAGAAAAGGCCAAAACGGACUAAGAGAGGACAAAAGGCUGCUGAAAAAGAACAGCAAAAACCCGAUGAAUCGCAAUCGAAACCUAUUGAAACCAUAUCGUUAAAAGAAGAACGAAUAACACAAACUGGGCCGUCUUCGCCCAUUCUUCCUGUUAAAGAAAAAUCCAAAACAAACCUCAAAAAGAGCGACGAAGAAAAACUUGGCGAGAAUAAGCAGAAUGAGAGCAAAGUGCAAACAGAAGAAUCAAACAGCAAACCGCAAAAAGAAUCCAAAAUUCCAAAACAGAACUCUAAUGACAAAAAGAAAAACAAAUCCAAAAAAGAGAUUGCAGAACAACAAAAAGAAUUAGUGGUCAGUAAUGAUAUUGCAAUUGACGAAACGAAGAUGAUAGUUAAUGAUAAAAUGAAUGUAACGGUGACGAUUAACAACGAAAUGGACAGAACCAUGGUGUUGCCUAUUGGAGUCUACAACCACGCUCCGGUUACGCCUACCAACAUCUGCAACAACGAAACUGUGGUAAUAGAAACGUGCCGAGAGACAAUAGUACUGGAGAAGCACACACAAGUCAACGAUGCUACGGUCGUUAUUGACAAAGAGCCAACAACAAAUGUGACGGACGACAACAGUUCAAUCCUGACAGAAGAUAACAGUGCCAUCGAUGAAGAACCCCAGACGCCGCCGAAGCCUAUUCCUACAGCAUUACCCACAUCGGCAGUGAAGGAAAAGGUGCAGCAGUUCGAAGAACUGGCUUCCAGAACUACGAGGACCAAAACGCGUGCCAUGGCCAAGCUAGUAUCCGCCCCGCCGACGCCGGGCACGCCGGCGCAGCGCCCGGCGCCCGUGCACAUGGCCGACGGCUUCGAGCUGCUGAACUCCGACUCGGACGACGAGGCCCCGCCGGCGCCCAAAGUGGUGCCCGCCUGGUCCACGUCGCGCGCCCGCAAGGAGGCGCUGCUGCUGCAGGCGGGCGUGGCCGCGGCGCACGUGGACCGGCUGUUCGGCCUGCGCCGCCACAACCCCGACCUGCGCGACAUCUUCCCCAGCAUCGCGCGGCACCGCCUGCAGCGCACGUCGUCGGCCGUCUGGCGCACGCCGCCGCGCCUGCCGCCGCGGCCCCCGCUGCCCGCGCUGCUCGACUGACGGAUUUUUCAUUCUUCAUCUGGUUCGGUGAUCGAGUCGCAGGCGGCACUAUGUAAAUAUAUUAUAUUUUGUUAAUAAUAUAUCGAUAACGUAAUCACGAGUACUAUCAUUUCAAUUAAUAUGUUUAUAGAGCUGACAAGUUAAUAAUUAACCCUACCCAUGGUGGCGUUAGUAACCCUUUUGACAUUGUUCGUGUUAUCGGUAAGAUAAAAUUAGUUCUUCGAAUUUCCGCAUCAUGGCGAGGGUCCGUAUUAUCUUGUCAGUCCAUUAUUUCUUCUUUUUCGUUUGAAAGCAUAUUAUGUACUUACGUAUCUUUGAAUUGUCAUUUUUAACCUUUUAUCAUGGUAAAUAAGGUAUAAUAUUACUUAGACAAUGAUCUAGAAAAUACAUAUUAUGUAUUAAGUUGUUAAAAAUCCACUAAUUCAAUUACAACUCCUCCAUGUUAAGUGGACUACAAUUUGUAGAAGUCGGAAUAUUGUUGCCAAUUACCGUAAAACAUAGUGUAAUAUAAUUAAUAUAAAAUAGCUUUUAACACAACCAUAAAAAAUUUUUUUCUUCAAUCGAAGAGAGAGAGAAUGUUAUCUGAAACCAUAUAGAUGUUACAAAAAUCGUGUCUCGUUUUAUUAUAGCAGAACAAUAAUGUUGCCAGACAAUCACAUUAAUUAGGCAAUUGGUCUCAAACAAGGAAACUACUAGUACCAUUGUAGAUUAAGUUCCCAAAGUUAUCCCACCGGGAAUUGAGCCCAGUCAUUUAGUACCACAGUCCAGAGGUCGUCAAAAUGCUCGGUACUGACACCAUCGAGUAUAUAACCAGAAAUAGAGACGAAAUGUCAUUUGCCAAAUCAUUACUGUGACAACUGCGUUCCGAUUGGCCAGCCUGAAUU